Molecule: messenger RNA, 1513 nt
Organism: Gastrolobium bilobum
Lineage: Eukaryota; Viridiplantae; Streptophyta; Magnoliopsida; Fabales; Fabaceae
Exons: 15
Coding region: 111-1505 (464 amino acids)
Biological process (GO): GTP biosynthetic process; UTP biosynthetic process; CTP biosynthetic process
Molecular function (GO): nucleoside diphosphate kinase activity
Source: RefSeq, a predicted model, not a curated record
UGUCUCGGGCUUCGAGGAAAUUCAUUUGCGUAAACAGUAGCUACCUUCGUUCUCUCCUCCUCCUUCCACAACCACAGGUUUGCCUUUCCUUCUUAAAGAAGGUCAAUUUCAUGGAUGAUGGUCCUGGAAAAAUAAAGGUCAUCCCUGAUCAUUUUCAAGUUCCAACAUCAGGUGUAGAAUCUCUUGAUAGUGGAACACCUUCAAUUGCAGAAUCUGGACCUGAUAAAUCUUUGAGGUCCUGGUACCAUCUGUGGACUCGAAGAACAUUAAGGGCUGCUUUCAUGUUGAAAUCGUUUACUCUUCCUGGGCUGCCAUGGGGCCUCAGUAAUGGUGGUCAGGAAAAGGUUGAGCUAACAGCUGCUGAAGUAGAGUCACUUCGAUCAGAACUUGCUGAUAUAGAAGAGAGGGAAGCUCACUUGAAAGCUCAGUUGGAGAAUGUUGAUGAAAUUUUGCGGUCAGCUCGUCUCUGUGGCUAUUUAUACAUUCGAACUAGAUGGACAGCACUUCCAGGCGAACCUCCACCUAUGGAUGAUACUGAUAUAGACGAUUGGCUUCCUCGCUUUGUUGUUCUUCACGGUUCAUGUCUAUUCUUAUAUUUGCUGUGUACAGAUCUAAGUCCUCUGGACUCAACGCUUCUAUCUGAUAUUGUUGAAGUAGACAAAUUACCAAGUUUUAAGCGUGAAGAUGAUGAGAUGCGAUAUGCCUUUUAUAUUUUAACACGACAUGGAUUACGAUAUGAAUGCUCAAGCAGUUCUGAGAUGCAGGUGGACUCAUGGAUAUCAGCUUUACAAUCUGACUGCAAAUUGGAAUCUGAUAGCAGGUCUGCUUCUAGAGCCGUGAGGUCCCUUCUCUCUGCUUCUAAGGGCUCUCGUUUUUACUGUGAAGGGCGUGCGGUAGGUGCUGCAGUUUCAUUCACGAGUAAAGUGCCUUUUUUGGCUUCAAGUUAUGCAAGGGCCGGUUCAGGAAGUGGACCCGGAUCAUGGAUUUCAGGAGCUCUCGCUCUUCCCGCUGCAGCUUACAUGCUCCAAGAUCAGGAGGUGCAUGCUGCUGAGCUGGAGCGUACUUUCAUUGCCAUUAAGCCUGAUGGAGUGCAGAGAGGGCUGGUUGCAGAGAUUAUAUCUCGUUUUGAGCGGAAAGGGUACAAGCUUGUGGGAAUUAAAGUAUUAGUUCCUUCGAAGGAAAUUGCCCAGAACCAUUACCAUGGCCUGAAGGAAAGACACUUCUUCAAUGAGUUGUGUGAAUUCCUAAGCUCUGGACCUGUUGUUGCAAUGGUCUGGGAAGGCCAGGGAGUUAUACCCUAUGGCCGAAAGCUAAAUGGAGCCUCAGAUCCGCAAAAAUCAGAACCCGGAACUAUUAGAGGUGACCUGGCUGUCAUUAUUGGAAGAAAUACCAUCCAUGGAAGUGAUGGUCCAGAGACUGCCAAGGACGAGAUUAAGUUGUGGUUUAAGCCAGAGGAGUUGGUUGAUUACACUGGCAAUGGGGAGAAGUGGAUUUAUGGUGUCUAACUGAUUCU